Messenger RNA from Dioscorea cayenensis subsp. rotundata (Guinea yam), 2262 nucleotides. RefSeq names its product protein FAR1-RELATED SEQUENCE 11. Gene Ontology annotation, molecular function: zinc ion binding. The record is from RefSeq and is a predicted model, not a curated record. Lineage: Eukaryota; Viridiplantae; Streptophyta; Magnoliopsida; Dioscoreales; Dioscoreaceae. Gene Ontology annotation, biological process: regulation of DNA-templated transcription.
AGGAUAACAAAUGUCUGAAGGAAGUAGGGUAAUGUUAGAUGCUUAUGAUGAUCACUCAGAUCAAAGAUCCUUGUCUCUUGAUGACACUAGUAGCAUUGAAGAGUCUCCAGAGGACACCAGACUUUCUUUAGAAACAUCAAAUGAUGUUAUUCCUUAUAUUGGGCAAAAGUUUGUCAGCCAUGAUGCUGCUUAUGAAUUCUAUAGUGAGUUUGCAAAGCGAUGUGGGUUUUCUAUUCGUCGUCAUAGAACAGAAGGAAAAGAUGGGGUUGGUAAAGGUCUCACAAGACGGUAUUUUGUUUGUCAUCGUGCUGGUAAUACUCCUAUAAAAGCGUCGAAUGAAAGCAAACCACAGAGAAAUCGUAAAUCUUCUAGGUGUGGUUGUCGAGCUUACAUGCGCAUCAGCAAAAAUACAGACUCUGGAGUCCCUGACUGGCGUGUGACAGGAUUUGCAAAUCACCAUAAUCAUGAUCUCUUGGAAGCUAAUCAAGUCCGUUUUCUUCCUGCAUAUCGAACUAUUUCAGACAUUGAUAAGAACCGCAUCUUGAUGUUUGCCAAGACUGGUAUUUCUGUGCAGCAAAUGAUGAGGCUUAUGGAGCUGGAGAAGUGUGUUGAACCAGGAUUCCUGCCAUUCACUGAAAAAGAUGUGAGAAACCUACUACAAUCAUUUAAAAAAAUGGAUCAGGAUGAGGAGAAUAUUGAUCUCCUUAGAAUGUGCAAAAACAUUAGUGAUAAAGAUCCAAACUUCAAGUAUGACUUCACAAUAGAUAGUAAUAACAGACUCGAGAAUAUUGCUUGGUCCUAUGCCUCAUCAGUUCAGGCUUAUGAGUUAUAUGGGGAUGCAGUGGUUUUUGACACGACACACCGUUUAACAGCUUUUGACAUGCCACUAGGAAUCUGGGUUGGCAUGAACAACUAUGGUAUGCCAUGUUUUUUUGGGUGUGUGCUUCUGCGAGAGGAAAAUGCCCAAUCCUUUUCUUGGGCAUUAAGGGCAUUCUUAAGCUUCAUGAAUGGAAGGGCGCCCCAAACACUUCUGACUGACCAAAACAUGUGUCUCAAAGAGGCAAUAGUUACUGAAAUGCCAACCACAAAGCAUGCUCUGUGUAUAUGGCUAAUUGUGGCAAAGUUUCCAUCAUGGUUUAAUGCAGUACUUGGGGAGCGUUACAAUGAAUGGAAAGCUGAAUUCUAUAGGCUGUAUAAUCUGGAAACUAUAGAUGAUUUUGAGCUGGGAUGGAGGGAGAUGGUUGAUUCAUUUAACCUUCAUACAAAUAGGCAUAUUGCCAACUUGUUUGCAUUUCGGGCCCUCUGGGCAUUGCCGUAUUUGCGGAGUCAUUUUUUUGCGGGAAUGACUCUUCCAGGCCUAUCAAAGUCGAUAAAUGCAUUCAUUCAACGGUUCUUGAGUGCACAAACCAGACUAGCUCACUUUGUAGAGCAGGUUGCAGUUGCUGUGGAUUUUAGAGAUCAAGCCGGGGAACAGCAAACAAUGCAGCAAAAUCUACAGAACAUCAGCCUUAAAACAGGUGCUCCCAUGGAAGCCCAUGCAGCUUCAGUCUUCACGCCUCAUGCCUUCUGUAAGCUUCAAGAUGAGCUCGUCAUGGCAGCACACUAUGCCUCAUUCCACUUGGAAGAUGGUUGUUUCCUUGUCCGACACCAUACAAAGAUAGAUGGCGGGUGGAAAGUGAUAUGGGUGCCGCACAACGAGCUUAUCUCUUGCAGCUGCCUCAUGUUUGAGUUUUCAGGCAUUCUAUGUAGGCAUGCUCUCCGAGUUCUUUCCAUGCUUAAUUGCUUUCAGAUUCCAGACCGUUACCUACCUUUGCGUUGGCGCCGUGUCAACUCAUCACUUUCAAAGCUAGUUCAAAGUUCUCUGUCAAAUGAACAUGCGGGUCGGGUUCAAGCACUCCAAAGCAUGGUUUCAGUACUCAUUUCAGAAGCUGCAAAAUCUGAAGAAAGGUUAGAUUUGGCUUCUCAGGAGAUAUCCAUGCUCUUAUCCCGUAUUCGGGAGCAACCUGUGCCGAUACAUGGUACGCAAAGGAGUCGCUGAUUCAGCUCAAAACCGGUGAAAACUGAAUCUAUACUCAUUGAAAGAAGUAGAUGUAUAUUUAGAAACAGAGGGUGUGGAUGUUGUAUUGUUGAAUGAAUUGUAAUUAAUCACACAGGUACUAUGACCACUGUUGUAUCACAAAUUUUGCAGGCAGGCAUGACUCAAAAUCUAUUCAGUUAACUUGGCAUGGAUUUUGCAUUGUUCUUUGCUGAUAAUCUUUUUUA